UAAAGCCUUCUUAGAAAAUCCCACAUGGGUGACUACAAGACGGAAUGUUUUAGAAUAAAAGGAAAGAAAACCAAUUUAAACCACGUAAGAAGCAACCAUCUUUGCUUUCAACAUGGUCCUGACUUCUGAGAGAUAAAUAAUUGACAGACAGAAAGUUCAACCCCCCUUUUGCGAACUGUACGCAGCAAAGUCCAUUACCGGAUGCUUUCCUUCAUUCUCUUGGCUCUUCUGGCUCACGCCUUACCAAUCAAAUGUCAAAAUCUACAACAACAAAAUUUGAAGAUAUUUAUCCUGGCCGGACAAAGCAACAUGGCCGGUCGUGGAGGUGUGACCAAUGACACUUCAAAGGGCAUUCGGACUUGGGACGGCGUAGUUCCUCCACAGUGCGAACCUAACCCUUCAAUCUUCAGGUUGAGUGCGGACCUGGAAUGGGUUCAAGCCCGUGAGCCAAUCCAUGCUGACAUUGAUGCCAAGAAGACAGAUGGGAUUGGACCUGGAAUGUCAUUUGCUAAUGCUGUGCUGAGCAAGGACCCCAACUUUGGGUCGGUGGGAUUGGUUCCUUGUGCCGUUGGAGGGACCACUAUAAGCAAAUGGCAGAAAGGGGAGUUUCUGUAUGAGCAAUUGGUGAAGAGAGCACAGAUGGCGCUGAACAGUGGGGGAGUAUACCAAGCGAUGCUUUGGUAUCAAGGGGAGAGUGAUACAAUAAAUCAAGAACAUGCUGAAUUGUAUAAAGGUAGAUUAAAGAGGUUUUUCAAUAAUAUACGUUCUGAUCUGAAUGCACCUAUGCUCCCAAUAUUCCAGGUGGCUUUAGCAUCAGGAGAGGGACCUUACAUAGAGGAAGUGAGAGAAGCCCAGUUAGAGAUAGGCCUUCCAAAUGUGAAAUGCGUGGACGCCAAGGGAUUACCAUUCGAACCAGAUGGGCUACAUCUCACCACUCCAGCCCAGGUGAGACUCGGGGAGAUGUUGGCAGAUGCAUUCCUUCAGUCUAUACCCAGUCCAUCACCCAGCAACGAUGCUCCAACUAAUUCGUCUAAUUUUGUUCCGUAUUUUUGGAUAACUGCUCAAAUUUUCAGAUGUCUCUGGAUGAUCGUUACUUUCGGAUAGGGAUAGGCUCUGAAUAUUGGAUUGUUUCUCUGUAUUCAUACUAACAUAGGAUAAGAAUGAAAAAAAGGGAUUUAUAUGAACUAGGAAUCAGAGAUUCAGCAAUUGUUGCUGGAAUCGAUGUUGAGCUUAUCAUUUGAUGAUUAAAAUGGACAGUUACUUGACUUCAAAAUUCAACAACAGUAAUAGUCCAAUGUGAAUAACCUGACUAUUGAAAGACUGAGAACCUACUUCGUGUAAAGUCAUAUUGCACCAAAGUUUGAAUUCUUUUAGCAAUGGAACUGGUUCUUUGUAUUUUUUCAGUGUAGAUAAAGUGCAGCCAAAUGCCAAACUGUUCUGUUUUGCUUCUUAAUUGUUUGUUUGCAUCUUUAGGUCCUAG
Molecule: messenger RNA, 1480 nt
Organism: Durio zibethinus
Lineage: Eukaryota; Viridiplantae; Streptophyta; Magnoliopsida; Malvales; Malvaceae
Product: putative carbohydrate esterase At4g34215
Source: RefSeq, a predicted model, not a curated record